This is a messenger RNA of Aspergillus terreus NIH2624, 489 nucleotides long. RefSeq lists its product as uncharacterized. Bases 1 to 489 code for a protein of 162 amino acids. The record is from RefSeq and is a predicted model, not a curated record. Lineage: Eukaryota; Fungi; Ascomycota; Eurotiomycetes; Eurotiales; Aspergillaceae. Gene Ontology annotation, molecular function: protein serine/threonine kinase activity; ATP binding. Gene Ontology annotation, biological process: peptidyl-serine phosphorylation; peptidyl-threonine phosphorylation. The transcript has 2 exons.
AUGGCCGUCGAAGAUGCUUCCAUUCUAGCCGAUUUCGAAGAGAAAGAGAAAUCCAAUCCUAGCCCGCGGAAAAUUGACGGGGACCGCGUCAUCUAUGCUUCUCGCAAACUCAAGAAAACCAGACAACAUGGCCGUCCUACACUGUGCGAUUUUGGUCAGGCUCGUUUUGGGUCGAAUACGUACUCCGGGGAUAUCCAGCCGUACAUUUACCGCGCUCCCGAGGUGCUCUUGCAGAUGCCUUGGAACGAAAAGGUCGACAUCUGGAAUGUCGGUGUGCUGACAUGGACUAUGUCCCAAAAACGGCAUCUGUUCUACGCCAAAGAUUCAGAAAAGAAACCUUCUGAUGCUCAUCAUCUCGCCGAAAUGAUUGCUAUUAUGGGACCACCACCGCAAGAACUGAUACAGAACAGUGCCUACGCGACCGAUUUCUUCGAUGGCGAAGGUAUCUAUAGAUCUGAUCUACCAGCAAGCUUUGCUGAUGUGAAAUAG